GUCGUUGGUGGGUGGAUAUCUUUGGGCCCUGCUCCAUCAUUAUUUGCUCCAAAACAUUGAUCGAGUCAAACUACUGGAAAAGGCAUGUGGCAGAAAUGGCCAGCAGUAGAUGUACACAUCCCGGGAGCCUUCAGCUGGCCAUCUCACAACAUCCUGUAGCCAGAGCUCCAUGCACCUCACACAUCAUACUUUUGACUUCAUGAAGAUCCCUGACACUGGUGAUGUAAUGAAUAAGUUUGAAGUCCUUGGGAUUGUGGGUGAAGGGGCCUACGGUGUUGUUCUGAAGUGCCGACACAAGGAGACCAAUGAAAUUGUAGCCAUAAAGAAAUUUAAGGACAGUGAAGAAAAUGAGGAGGUUAAAGAAACAACACUACGAGAGCUUAAGAUGCUCCGCACCCUCAAGCAGGAGAAUAUUGUUGAGCUUAAAGAGGCCUUUCGAAGAAGAGGAAAACUAUACCUCGUCUUUGAGUAUAUGGAGAAGAACAUGCUUGAGCUGCUUGAGGAGUUACCCACUGGUGUGCCAACUGAGAAAGUAUGCAGCUACAUCUUCCAGUUAAUCAAAGCUAUUCACUGGUGCCAUAAGCAUGAUAUUGUUCACAGAGACAUAAAGCCAGAAAACCUUCUCAUCAGCUCCGAUGACAUCCUCAAGCUGUGUGACUUUGGUUUUGCACGUAAUCUCUCAGAAGGGACCGAUGCCAGUUACACGGAAUAUGUGGCUACUAGAUGGUACCGCUCCCCAGAGCUCCUCCUCGGGGCUCCUUAUGGGAAGGCAGUGGACAUGUGGUCAGUGGGCUGCAUCUUAGGAGAGCUGAGUGAUGGGCAGCCUCUGUUUCCAGGGGAGAGUGAAAUCGACCAGCUCUUCACCAUCCAGAAAGUGCUGGGACCCUUGCCUCCAGAGCAGAUGAAGCUUUUCUAUAACAACGCUCGCUUCCAUGGGCUGAGGUUUCCAGCUGUAAACCACCCCCAGACCUUGGAGCGGAAGUAUCUUGGGAUCAUCGGGGGAGGCCUACUCAACCUGCUGAAGGGGACCCAGUACCAGUACAACAGGCUCCCGUUCGGUUAUUCCCUUGCCCCACACACGUUUUCAAAAUGCGUGGAGACGGCGCUGCAGCCGUUACACAGAGCAGGAAUGAUAAUUAUUUUCUACCUGGACAAUCUGCUGCUGCUAACUCGAUCCAGGCAGGAAGCAGCGGCACAAACCAAAGUGCUGACAUCACACCUGCUGAACCUGGGUUUUGCCAUGCACUGGGAAAAAAGGACCCAUGUGGGGAAGGGCUCAGGAAGUAACCGCUCCAGCAGCAGAGAGUGCUCUAGUUUGCCCCGACACGAGGACGCCCACCUCAGCAAUGACAGCUUUCUCAAUGGCAACAUGUCUGCCGUCAUGAACCUUAGCCCCACGCUGCAUCCCAAGAGUUAUCAGCCCCAGAUCUUUAACCACUCCACUGCCUACAGCAUGGACCUAGCCAGCAGCAACCUGCCUCAUCUCCUCAGUACUGGUGAGGCCAAAAGCAAGGGGGACUUUGAGAUGAACUUGGGCUCCAAGGUGUUGGAUGGUCCUGGACCAAAGUACCUCAAAUCUAACUUACGCUCACAGCACAACCACCACUCUUUUGUUGAAGGGAAGAACAACACACUUCAGUCGGGGGAGAAACACAGUCGGCAUAGCCACAUGGAUUCCUACAAUUCUGCACCUUCCUCUUCCAAGUUUGCCUACCUGAACUUAUCUAAAAGUCAUGGUACACUUAGUGACGCCAAGUCUGUAGGAAACUUAAAUGAUGUGCAUCUGUAUGUAGACGAACCUACAUCUCGCUACUUUCCCUCCAGCUGCCUUGACCUCACAGCUCCUAGCAGCCCAGUAUCUCGAAGAGUAGAAAGACUGGGACUUGGCACAGCCGGCCGAGGAAACAUGCGCUCAGACAGAGAGAGUAACACUCUAGACUCCUCCUAUAGGCGCUCCUCCACGCGCCAUAAGACCUCAGAGGAGGCCAAGUCACCUGAUGCCCUGGAUCCCGGGGACAGCAACAUCGAAAGGAGUCAUCCUCACUCUCUGUCUGCCCCACGUGACCCUCUUUCUUAUGGGCAGGGAUACACCAGUCCCUUUUCCUCCCAGCAGCGGCCCCACCGUCACUCCAUGUACGUAAGGAGGGAUCAACAGAGGACACAUGGGGUGGACGAGGACCUGUCAGUUGGACAGGGGUUGUCCACCAGAGCCAGCAGCCUUCAGCUCCUGUCUCCACAGCUGCAGCAUCGCACUUUGCCACGGCUCACUGGGAGCUCCUCCAGAGAAGAUGACAUGAGCAGAAGCGAGCAGGCAACCACUGAAGUCACCCAUAUCAGACCCCCAGUAAGGAACUCUAGAAGGGACAACGUUGCAUCUUUUCACACAUAGCAAAAAAACAGCAAGGUUGGCUUAUAUCAUGACCAACAAACAGAAGAUGGAGGCUCCUCCAAAGAGAACCGCAACAUCUACAGUGAAUCCAUGCCAAGGCGGGUGGGCAGCUUUUACAGAGUUCCUUCUCCCCGACCAGACAACUCUUUCCACGACAGCCGAGGUCAGAGCCGGGAUUCUGCUCUGUCGGGGGACGGCAGCAGCUUCACCAACCACUCCAAACGUCAGCCUGCAUUUGACCCCUGGACUGGCCCAGAUACUGUAGUCUUGAAUGCCUCCGAGCCAUCCAAAGAAAAGGAGAAGCAGGGAUUUUUUAGAGCAAUAAAAAAGAAAAAGAAAAAAUCUCAGAUGGUUGCUAACGAAGGUAUGGAUACGGUCAUCCAGAAGUCCUCCAGGUCCUCAGGUCAUCAGUCCAGCCGCCACAGAGCUCGAGACAAGAGCAGAGACAAGAACCAGGAACGAGACAGGGAUAAGGACUGGACACCUGAGAAACUGUCCAAUUCACACUCUCCAAGUCAGCCACUCAAGUCCCUGCGCAAGUUGCUGCACCUCUCAUCUUCCUCCUCCAACCAGACGGCGUCCUCUGAUAUGCGCUACCAGCCACUGCCUAACUCAGCCUCCACUCAGGGGGGUUUCUCUGAAAGCCGGGGUCACUCAGGGGUCAGCACACCCCAGCUCAAGAGCCGACAGGCAGCCUAUUCUCUGCCGGGACAACUGGAGUCCGGCUGGCACUCGUCUGCCCUGGGUCGGCCUGAUGGCAACCCCUACCCAGAACAAAUGGGCGUCAAGGGGGGCCAGAAUGGGCAUGGCUUUGGACGCCCAUCCAGGUCUCGCAUGCCGAACCUCAAUGACCUGAAAGAGACAGCUCUGUAAUCUCCAUCAGUCUGCAUCGCACACAUCCACCUCAGCAUUCAAAAGGGUACACAUACUGAACACACACACGCACACACGCACACACACACACACACACACGCACA
Nematolebias whitei (Rio pearlfish) is the source of this 3366-nucleotide messenger RNA. RefSeq names its product cyclin-dependent kinase-like 5. Gene Ontology annotation, biological process: regulation of dendrite development; protein phosphorylation; positive regulation of axon extension. Lineage: Eukaryota; Metazoa; Chordata; Actinopteri; Cyprinodontiformes; Rivulidae. The record is from RefSeq and is a predicted model, not a curated record. Gene Ontology annotation, molecular function: protein kinase activity; ATP binding. Gene Ontology annotation, cellular component: dendrite cytoplasm; nucleus. The transcript has 18 exons.